Molecule: messenger RNA, 6792 nt
Organism: Alexandromys fortis (reed vole)
Lineage: Eukaryota; Metazoa; Chordata; Mammalia; Rodentia; Cricetidae
Gene: Zbtb32
Product: zinc finger and BTB domain containing 32
Exons: 5
Coding region: 4380-5831 (483 amino acids)
Biological process (GO): regulation of transcription by RNA polymerase II
Cellular component (GO): nucleus
Molecular function (GO): protein binding; DNA-binding transcription factor activity, RNA polymerase II-specific
Source: RefSeq, a predicted model, not a curated record
AUGUUGAGAAUCUGCUGGGCCUCUUGGAGGCUGAGGCCAGAGAGGUUGGAUGUGACUGCAGACUGGUGCCCAGCACAACCCCGAGCAUCAGCAGCUGCCUGGUUUGCUGCAAACUCCUGCCUCAGGGCCCUGGCAAGGCUCUGGCCAUCGCCUGCACACCCAUCACAAUGAUCUUGGCCAGGUACUUGGCCUUGGCGGCCGCUUCACCUCAGGGGCACAGUUGUCGCUUCCUAACCCAGUGGGACCAGCUCAUUUUUAGAACCCAGCACUUGGGAGGCUAAGGCAGGAAGAUUUCCAUGAGGUCAACCUGGGUUAUAGAAUGAGUUCCAGGUCAGCCUGGGCAAUAGACCUUAUCUCAAACAACAAAAUCAAAUUAACAAAACAGUGAGACAAUUAUGCCUCCCUUCCCCACGUAUUUCUCUUCCGAUCAUAUGUUCAAAUCUAUCCGCGUUAGCCUCUGCCUGUCACAGGCUGUGUCCUCCUGACCUGAGGUUUCUUGACUCUGUCUAUUCCAGGGUGAAGGUAACAGAUGAUGCUCUCUGCAUGAGCCUGGGAAGCAGAAAAUGGGGACUUUUUUGUUGUUUUCAUUCAGUGUCUCGUUGCUCAGGCUGACUUCAAACUCCUGAUCCUCCUACCCCAGCCUCCUGAGUACUAGGAUUACCAGCAAGAGCCACUUUUCUCAGAGACGGGAGACAUUCCAAGAACAAUAAGUCAGGUGAUAAAUCGGAAGCCAGAUGCAGCAGGUAAUAUGGGAAAGGAUCAAACUUGAAAUUGUCCCUCAGAGCUUGGUGGUGGCGGCACACACCUUUAAUUCCAGCACUCAGGAGGCAGAGGCAGGUGGAUCUCUGUGAGUUCGAGGCCAGCCUGGUCUACAGAGUGUUUCAGGACAGCCAGGGCUACACAGAGCAACCCUGACUCGAACAAACAAACAUUUCCUAGAGAAGUACUUCAUUAGGAGAGACAGUCUCCAUGUGCAGCAUGAGCAGAAGUCUUGAAAAGCCAUCUGAUCCCGGAGGAUUUUUCUGACUUGUAUAGGUUUUUAUGAAGUAGCAGAAGUUUUAUACCAUGUGAUUUAGUCGAGCGAGAUCUGUGUGACUCCUGGCAUUACAAGGAUCCAGAUUGGAUAGCCUUAUAUUGCAAUUGCAAGGCGAGGGGCUGCAAGGCCACAGAACAGUAGGGCUUCUUAACUGUGUCCCAGAGAGGUGGAGUGCAGCAGGGCGUGGGGCUAAGGCAGCCAGAGGGUCUGUGAUCUAACAGUGUGUCCCUACCCUUGUAAGUCAAAGUGCCCGCUGUAGGAUCUGUUUCUGUUGUCAUUGUUUAAUGCCCAUUGACUUGGAUUGCCCUUCCAUGGCUGUAGAAAGAGGCUAGGGAAGGACCUCAAGUGUUACUAGCAUAAGGGCUCGGGUUCAAAGGGCCCUGAGAAUACUUCUAAGGGUUCUCUAAGGGGAUAGAUAGCCUUACCGUGGGUAGACACCAAGUGGGAGGCAAGAUGGGGUUUCCUAUUCUUAGGGGGCUUUCGUUUACUAAGUGGGGCGUCCCCUUGCUCUUUUCUCCCUUUCGGUGCCCUGAAAGCCCACUGUCACCGCCCGUCAGCUAUCUUUGCUUACAGAGAUACUUUGAGCAGCCCCCAUUUCUUGGUCAUCAGUGGGUAAUGCAUACUAGUGGGGCAGCUGAGUCACUGGCAGGGGAGGGGAGGGGCUUCCUCCUGUGGGUGAAGAGGCUGUUGCCAGACCCCAGUACAUUGUCCCUCUACCACUGUGGCUUUGUACCACUUCUUGUUUUUAGAGACUGUGCGCUUUCGUAUUGGAGAAGGUUUGUGUGUUUGCACGCCUAUCAGAGGGAUUGACAUUCUGGGUGUCUUUUACAUAGGAAUAUCUAAUGUGUUCCCAAGUGUGUGAGGUUAGGAAUUAGAAAGCUCAGAAAUGGAAAAUAUUUAACAUUCGGGGAGCAGAUGAACACAAGGUUGCCAUUUGCAUUUUCCCUUUCGCUCUGACUCAUCUUCCCCUAUCUCCACCCUACUGCCCCUUCACCAGCCUCACCCACCGACACACCCUGGCUGAUCUAGAAGGGGCUGACACCUGCCUGCAUCCAAGCUAGAAUGGGAGGGAGAGCAUCCUAGACCUGGAGGGAGAGAGUGGUAGAAGGCUGCUCUGAAUACCCUGGACUGGGGCAAAGGGAGAAAAGCAAACCUUACCGUAUUGGGUCUAGGAGGGGGCUGGAAUCUAGGGAGAAACGUAUGGGGACUCACACUGAUUCUUGUCACUAAAGCAGUCUGUCAACGUCUGGCUGGUUUCUCUCCCAGUUAGUUAUCACAUCUGUAUGACAUACCAGACACAGAUAUCCGGAAAGAAGUGAAUAAGAAGAUCAGCUUAAGGUUCAGAUUGAUAGGAUGGGGGAAAAAAGAAAAGCAAGAAAAAGAUAAAGUCUCCAAGGCUUUAUCCCUUCCUCAAAUUUAAGAGUGCCAAAGCUGGGUGUGGUGGCUGUGGUGGCACUGCCUGGCUGAGGCAGGACAGAGAUUUCAAGGACAUCUUGAACUACACAGGAAGAGGAAGAGAGAGAGGGAGAGAGAGAGAGAGGCUAAAAUUGUGAAGAGGUGGAAAUCUCCAGGGACCUUGACCCUUCGAGCAGAAAGUGAAAGAAGCCCCUGGUUUUGAUUUCAGAGAAAUGUCAUUUGUCAUCAGCCCAGGAAAGAUUUCUCUACUCGAAGACCACCACAGGCUUCCUGGGGUUACCCCCUCAGAGUCUGCUGGGAGGAUCUGAGUCACACAGACCCGGUCCUUGCUGGGGUCCAGAGGACAAGGGUCAGCCUACAGAAUAAGAAGCGCUUCAAAUUCCGCUUCUGUCCUUAUUCUUCUGAGGUGUCAGAAAUGGUCUCCAGCUACUCCAUGCAACGGUCACCUCUAAGACACAGAACUAACAGCAGCUGAACGCUGGCCUGCACUCGCAGAGCACUCCCGUAUGCAUGGCUCUUCAUCGCGCCUCCACCUCCGAAGGACACACUGAGAUGAGAUGCGUGAGGUGACAGAGGCUCAGACAGAUGACUUGCCAGAGGUGACUCAACUAGUAAAUGGCAGAGAUGAGGCUCAGCCUCUAACUAUUCCAAAAUGCCUGUCACCAGAGGUUCACGUCUUUGACUAUAAGGAACCCACAAGUAAGAGUUAGUUUAGGGUGAGGAACUGUCUGGUUGUUACAAGUAGAAGGUAGUCUCUUGUGGGUCUCCAGCAGAGACAGAAGGUAUAAGGCCACACCCCUUUGGGGGACUGUGGCAGACUGAUACUUGGGAUGACUGAGGACGGGGUGGAGCUAGCUGGAGGUGGGGGGCAGGAGCCCCAGAGCAGUAGAGAGCAUGCGGUGCCAGGAGGCAGCUACGGAGGUGAGUGACUGUCUCUCCCCAGCCGAGCCUUUCCACCAUUUCUGUCUACUCCCUGCCAGCUUGUAUCCCUCACCCCAAGGUGUCCAUGUAUAACCCCUCCCUCCUUCAGGGCUCCUUACUCAUGGAGGGCCUGCACACAGGGAGGGCUAGGCCUGCUAGGUGCUAAGACACUUGGGCUAUUUCUCAAUGUCCACCUCCAACAUUCUGGGAGGCCGGUGUGAUGGUUUUGUGUGCGCUUAAACUCCUGGCUUGUUGGGCUCUUUCUGAUCUUCAUUUUUUUUGGCUUAUGAAAACCAGAAAUCAAGCCAUUCCUUAGCCUCAUUUUGAGAGGAAAGAACUUCCUUUUCCCCAGUUUCCCUUUCCUCUCUCAGGCCCACAGGCUUUACAAAGCCUUCUCUAAACUUGUGGCUCUCUCAGCUCACUGGAUGGGAAUCUCUGGUCUUCCUAAUCCCUUCUCUGAGGAUGUGUUCUAGAAGCUUCAGCCUCGGAGAGGGAUGCCCUAGGGUCUGCUCUCCUGAGGUGUAACCUGUCUGCUGCCUUCCCAGGCUUUCUGGGCUUACAGCGGGGGAGGACCCACAAGCUUUUUGAGUUCCUUCAUGAACUUACACCUUACUCCAUUCAUAAUUGCCAGGUUUCAUGUGAAGUGAGACUGCUCAGAGGGUUUCCCCUGCAAAAGAGCCCAGGGAAGCAAAAGUCUUUAAACCUGAGUUGCUAACUAAAUCAGUCCUAACUUCACUACUUGAUACUUCUGCUAACUGCCUGGCUCUUGCUCCCUAGGCCCCAGAGUGGCUUCUCCUGCUGCCACAUUCCCACAGCUUGCCCUUGACUGAGUUUAUAUGACUCAUACAGGAUAGACAGCCCAAUCUGAAACCAGAGAGUCACUCACUCUUUCUCCCUUCCCCUCCACAGGCCUGAAUAUGCGAUUUCUCCCUCCCCUUUCGGCCAUGGACCCCACAUUGUGACUUUUCUUUUAGAGCCUCAGAAACUGGUAGAUUAGCCAGGAGCGAUGUCCCAGACCUUCACAAGAAUAACUAGUCCCUAUGGCUCUGAUAGGUUGGUGCAGUUAGCCGCGAGGCUUCGGCCAGCACUGUGUGACACCCUGAUCACUGUAGGGGGCCUGGAGUUCCCUGCUCACAGUCUGGUGCUGGCAGGAGCAAGCCCAAGGCUGGGUUGCAGGGGCCGGUGGGCUCUGGUUGAAGGCAUCAGCCCAUCUACCUUUGCUCAGCUUCUGACCUUUGUAUAUGGAGAGAGUGUAGAGCUACAGCCUGGGGAGCUGGGGAACCUGGAAGAGGCAGCCAGAGCCUUGGGGGUGCAGGCCCUGGAAGAGGCAUGCAAGCAAGCUCAAAAGCAGAAGAAUGAAGACAAGCUGGAUCCAGGACGGAAAAGGCACCAUAAUUCAGAAGAACUCAUGAGGAGUUCUGAGAGAGGACUGGGGGGCCCUGAAGAGAAACAGACACCAGAGAAGGAUUUUGGAAGCCAUGAGGGAGGACAGGAGACCGUACACAAGCACAAAGCCCCUGGAGAGAGCCUGGAGAUGGCAGCGGUAACUAGGAAGAGGAGAUCAGAGGAGGCCCUCAGUCCUGCCUCGGUGGGCUCCGGGGGAGCAGAGAGGAAGCAAGGAGAGGCCAUCCGAGAUUUAGAGAGCCCUGAGGGUUCUGAGGAGUGUCUUCGUGGGUGCUCUGGUCCCCUUUCCUCACCAGGUUCCCUCCUAACCAGCCUCAUUCCUAGGCCCUGUUGGGCUGAGGCCCCUUGGUUGGGGGAGGGCCAACCUGCCCUGUGGAGCAUCUUCCUGUGGCCGCCCAGAUAUGGCGUUCCCUUCUCCCUUAGCACCCCCAUCACUGCAGCCUGGCAGGUCUGGCCUCAAGACCAGAGGAUCCCACUGACCUUGAACCACUCCAAAGGUCUUUGGAGUCAGAAUCGGCAGCCCUCCUCCAGCCCGACUCCAGGAUCUUUUCCCCAGGGCCCUGAACAACUCAGCCCUUGGGAGAUAGAAGAGUCUGGGCAAGGGUACACAGGCCCACUGGCAACCUGUGUGGGUCAAGAACGCACACCGCGCUGCCCGUCUCACCAGCACCCUCCUUUACCCCUUCCUGCUCGCUCUCGGCCCUAUUCUUGCUCUGUCUGUGGAAAGAGGUUUUCACUCAAGCAUCAGAUGGAGACGCAUUACCGAGUCCACACAGGAGAGAAGCCCUUCUCCUGUAGCCUCUGUCCUCAGCGCUCCCGGGAUUUCUCUGCCAUGACCAAGCACCUGAGGACACAUGGGGCUGCUCCUUAUCGCUGCCCUCUGUGCAGGGUUGGCUGCCCCAGCCUGGCUUCCAUGCAGGCGCACAUGCGUGGCCACUCGCCCAGCCAGCUGCCGCCUGGAUGGACCAUACGCUCCACCUUCCUCUACUCUUCCUCGAGGCCGAGUCGGACCUCGAUCUCUCCCCGGAGUCCUACCUCCUCCUCUGGCACCUGACCGGGUAUUGGUAGCUUCUCUGGCUUGAUAAGUGUCCAACCAAAGAAUGAAAGGCGAGUCCUGUCUCAGUUGCCACCUGGCUAAUUUGUCCCGCAGAAGCGCUGCGGGACAGGAACCACGAACCCUCUUUGGAUGCGCGUGCGUUGCAGAAGUCUCGGCCGACUGGAGAGUCCGAGUUAAAGACAUAUUUUAGUUGGUUGGAGUGAAGACUAACUGGGGACUAUCAAUUUCAUCAUUAUAAUAAAGAGUUUUCUGUGCUCUCCAGUCAGGAUGAGUCUGCGCCGGGGUGUGUGGGUGGUGGUGUGUCCAACCCUUGUCCUGUAGCGGCCCCUGCUGGGCAUUCACACACUAAACAGAGAGUCAGGCAUUUCAUUUCCGGGGACUCCGAAUAAUUCCCGAGGGCAGCACGCAGGGACGAGGACGGUGGCUGUGAGGACUCCAAGGCUAUGGUCCCUUCCACAGCAAUGCACCGCGCGCGUACUACAGACUUGAGAGGAGCGCAGGCUCAGGUCGUGGUUUUAGGUACCCGUCUGCUCUCCCUGAGAGCAAGGGACGGGGGACCAGCCUCUCAAGCAUCUCCCCUCCGCGCCGUGCAAUGCGGCUACGGGAAUGCGCUUAGAAGUGAACGCCACCGCCCUUCCCUCAGCCCACGCCUAGCGCAUUAGCGAACUUCGUCUGGCGGUGUCGGUCAGGUUCCCAGGGUCCGACGCCCGCGGUACCCUGGGAAUGGUAGUCCGUGCAGGCCGCUAGUUCCGACUAGAACAAUGGGAGGAGUCUGAACCGGGGACCACACCUCCUCGAGACCAGGAACUGGCUCCCCGGCUCUCCGUCGCAGACCCCGUAGUCUCAGUUCUCGCGCCCUAGCUGUUGGCGGAAGAAGCAAGGCCGUCUGGACUACAUUUCCCAGAUGUCCUUGCGCCUCCCGCUCUCAGGCCGCGACGCGGGGUUCGCUUUCCAGGUG